AAUAUAUAGUAAAUAUGUUAAUGGUUUAUCAAACCACAGUGUGCAGAUAUUGUUGUUUUUUUUUAACAGAGUAUGCAAUUAUAUAUAUAUAUAUAUGCAAAUAAAUUAGUGUUUUGUUUAAUCUAUAUCCUGAAGAGGCCUAUCUGUGGAGUGAGUUGUUUAAUAUAGAUGCACACAAAAUGUAUUAAAUAUGUUCUUAAGCUUGUUGGCAUUUCGAAAAGUAAUGUAUGGCAUGCUCUGUGCAUUUAACACUGAGGAGUUUGCUGUGCUGUAGCUUAUGUGAACGUGGGCCUGUGGUUGUGUGCGCGCGCGGCUCCCGCCCUUCUCGACUAUUGGCCGCUGAGCUGACGGAUUCCUGCAACCAAUAGACGAAAAGGGGAAACCACGUACUUCCGGUCAGAGGAGUAACGGUCGCGCAAGACUCCGAGUUGCUAGUCGGUUGCGGAGCGAUGGUGUUCGAGGGGACCGAGGUCUGGAUGUGAAGCUGCGCGGAGACUGGGACACGCCAACCGUCUGCCUGUGAAUAUGAGCAAGGAAGAGCAGCCGCGUCGAGCCGCUUCCUUUAAAUUCACCAUCGACAGCAUUCUCAAUCUGAAGUCGAGCGGACGCGCGUUUGACAGCUGUCACUCGAAGGCGACGCGCGCUCCAGUCCGCGGAGACGCGCUUCCUCUUCAGCGUGAGGACACUCUUAAUGAUCGCGCACGUGCAGAAGUAGCCUCCGGAUGCGAGGAUGAACCUUUCCAGAGCGCCGCUGGCGGAAGCGCAGACUCGCACGGAAGCGUGGCGCGCGAGAGCGGCACCGAGAAGAGCACGCGGACGGCGGCGAAAAAGAAAACGCGCACCAUCUUUUCCAAGCGGCAGAUCUUCCAGCUGGAGUCCACUUUCGACGCCAAGCGCUAUUUGAGCAGCGCGGAGCGCGCGUGCCUGGCCAGCUCUCUGCAGCUCACCGAGACUCAGGUGAAAAUCUGGUUCCAAAACCGGCGGAAUAAAUUAAAGAGGCAGCUGCUGUCGAGUGAAAUGGACGCACCGAGCGCCGAGUUCAGCGACAGCGCAAAGACAGCGGCGUUUCCGCUUUUCUAUAAAGAAAGCGCUUUAUUGGGAAGAUAUUUAUUACCGACACCUCUGCCGCUCGUGUAUCCCGGAAGCAGCGCGCCUUAUUUGUGUUUCUCAAACGCCAACAAAUACUUCGGGCUUUUCGAAGGAGAUGUCUGACUUUCUUAAACCCACUUUUGAAAGGUCACUAUAGGCUAUAUUUUUUUGCGCUAGGAAAAAUGAGUGUAACACCUCGCUUUUUUUCUAGCCUAAACCUACAAGUAUUCAUUUGUAUCUUGACUGGUUUUUACUGUUGUUGUUUUUGAUUAUUUUAAUUUAGGUUUGUUUGGUUUUUUUUGUUUGUUUUUGGUUUUUUUUGGCUUUGUUUUUCUUUUUUGCAGUGAAAGUUGAGAGAUUAGAAUAUCGGCUUUCAGGGACCCGUUUAUUUCUAUGCAAAGCUGAAAAGCUGAUGUUAUUUAUUUAUAAACUUUAACUAUUUUGAUAUAGCCUGACAUAUUUUAUACUGUUAUGACAUCAUAUUGAGCAGCAGCCAUAUCCGCACCAGUGCCAAUCACAUCGACAGAACAUCAAUACAAACGUUUACACUAUUAUUAUUAUUAUUAUUAUUAUUAUUAUUAUUAUUAUUAGCCUACAACUUCGCCAAAGAUCGAUGGCUGCAUGUGUGUUUUUAUUUUUUAUAACCUCCUGCAUAAGGCGUACAGUACCUCCCAAACGAGCUCAAUUCAACCCAUUUUAAAUGAAUGUAAAUGCUAUUAAUUUUUUGUUAUUCGUUUACUGCAUGUUUAUUUUUAUCAUCAUAAUUUCUUACUGGUGUAACGUGGCCAAGUAGCUAACAUAUAGGCCUCUUCACACUUUUUAAAAUUAAAUUUCCUGUUUUACACUUACUUCUCAUGCA
Ictalurus furcatus (blue catfish) is the source of this 1948-nucleotide messenger RNA. RefSeq names its product H6 family homeobox 4 (gene hmx4). NCBI's taxonomy places the organism in Eukaryota, Metazoa, Chordata, Actinopteri, Siluriformes, Ictaluridae. The record is from RefSeq and is a predicted model, not a curated record. Gene Ontology annotation, biological process: regulation of transcription by RNA polymerase II. Gene Ontology annotation, molecular function: RNA polymerase II transcription regulatory region sequence-specific DNA binding; DNA-binding transcription factor activity, RNA polymerase II-specific. Gene Ontology annotation, cellular component: nucleus. The transcript has 2 exons. The coding region runs from base 526 to 1212 and encodes 228 amino acids.